GCCGGCAUGACGUCUCCCAUUGGCAGCUGGACCUGCCUCUGCCUGUCCCUAAUUUGGCUGCAACUGAGCCUCAUCAACGCCGGCUUGGAGUUCCUCCGGGUGGGAGUACCCCUGCAGCUGGUGCGACUCCGGGAGCUGGAGGAGGAGGAGCGACCCAUUGAGGCCGAAUGCACCUUGGGAGCAAUCAGUGUUCGAAUGUUCGCCUUCUGAAAGUACCUUAUCAGUAAUUUUUUUUUGACGGUUUAUUGAACUUCGGGAAUAUAUUUAGCGAAAAAUAUAAAGAUAUGUGAUUAAGUUUGGUCAUUGUAAAUAUAAGGAACUAAUUUCAAAUGAGACUUACUAAAUGUUAUAAGAAAUA
Molecule: messenger RNA, 358 nt
Organism: Drosophila serrata
Lineage: Eukaryota; Metazoa; Arthropoda; Insecta; Diptera; Drosophilidae
Source: RefSeq, a predicted model, not a curated record